Centruroides sculpturatus (bark scorpion) is the source of this 903-nucleotide messenger RNA. RefSeq names its product putative sodium-dependent multivitamin transporter. Gene Ontology annotation, cellular component: membrane. Bases 1 to 822 code for a protein of 273 amino acids. Gene Ontology annotation, biological process: sodium ion transport; transmembrane transport. Lineage: Eukaryota; Metazoa; Arthropoda; Arachnida; Scorpiones; Buthidae. The transcript has 7 exons. The record is from RefSeq and is a predicted model, not a curated record. Gene Ontology annotation, molecular function: symporter activity.
AUGAAGAUACACGAAUACAACAGAAGUAUAGGUGGAAGUCUUGGUGGAAGUAGAAAUCAAAUACUUCCAUAUUAUGUCAUGCAAUCUUUAGGAAAAUUCCCAGGUUUGCCGGGAUUAUGCGUUUCUGGUAUAUUUAGUGCAUCAAUUAGCACAAUAUCAUCCGGUGUUAACUCGUUAUCCGCUGUAACAUUAGAAGAUUUCAUUAAACCAUAUUGUUGCAGCGGGCGUUUAACAGAAUCUAAGGCCUCUUACAUAAUGAAAAUCUUAGUGCUAGUAUAUGGACUUUCUUGUAUAUUGCUCUCAUACUUGGUAGAGCAGCUGGACGUUCUGAUGCAAGUUUCAGUUACCAUUCUUAGUGUACUUGGAGGACCAAUCUUUGGAGUAUUUACGUUAGGAAUGCUGUUCAUUAGACCAAACGAGAAGGGUGCCGUUACUGGUGUCGUUAUAUCGAGCGUACUGUUUUUAUGGCUAGGAAUAGGGAAUAACUUAGCACAGUUCAAAACUACAAAAUUACCACAGACAAUUAUGGAAUGUGAUAACGUAACUCAAGCUAUUAAUAUGACAAUAAGUCAUAAUUUUACAUACGUGGACGAGAGAGAUAUAUUUCCAUUAUACAAAAUAUCUUACUGGUGGUUUGCAGUUUUCUCUACUGUUUUAACUGUAAUUAUUGGCUAUUUUGUCAGCUUAAUUACUGGACCAAAGAAAACUGUUGAAAAAGAAUUAUUAACUCCAGCGGCGAGAUGGUUAUACGGUUACAAUAAAUCGAAUCUUGAAAAAGAAUUAAAAAUGGAAGUUUUUCAAGAUUCAACGCAUCAUAUGUAAAAGACUAAGAAGAUAUUUAAUUAUAAUUAAAAUUUUUUCAAUUUAUUGUAAAUUACAAUUAAAAUUUUUUGAAUUUAUUGU